CAGAGAAGCAAAAGAAACGGCAAUAACAUUAUCUAAAAACGCACGCACACAGUCGAGAAAAAAAAAAAAAAAAAACUUUGCCAUAUUCCUCAGUAAUAGGCCUUAAAAAUGGGAAACGUCCUCAAACUCACAUACAACAUCUUCUUUUUCUCUUUAUUCCGUACCUAAAGCCAAAGCCAAGGAUACCCACUUUCUCUUUCUUUCUUUCUUUCUUUCUAAUCUCACCCUGCUCAUUGUCUUUUCAUUUUCUUGCUUCAAAGAAAGAAACUCUGCAUAUAUUUUCUGAACCAUGGAAGGAAUCAUCGUUAGAAGGGUGAUUCCCUCGGAUAACAGUUGUCUUUUCAAUGCUGUUGGGUAUGUUAUGGACCACAACAAGAACAAAGCUCCUGAGUUGAGACAGGUUAUAGCUGCGGCAGUGGCAAGUGAUCCGGAGAAGUAUAAUGAAGCAUUUCUUGCGAAACCGAAUGGAGAAUAUUGUGCUUGGAUUCUUGAUUCAGAGAAAUGGGGAGGUGCCAUUGAGCUUUCAGUAUUAGCAGAUUACUAUGGGCGUGAAAUUGCUGCAUAUGAUAUCCAAACCACGCGAUGUGAUCUGUAUGGUCAGGACAGAGGGUACUCAGAAAGAGUGAUGCUUAUUUACGAUGGGCUUCAUUAUGACGCUUUAGCUAUUUCUCCUUUUGAGGGAGCUCCAGAGGAGUUUGAUCAGACCAUAUUUGCUGUACAAAAGGAUAGAACCGUUGGACUUGCUGAGGGGCUUGCUCUUAAUCUUGUUAAGGAGCAACAAAGGAAACGAAGUUAUACAGAUACUUCCAACUUCACUCUGCGUUGUGGGGUAUGCCAGAUCGGUGUUGUUGGUCAGAAGGAAGCUGUUGAGCAUGCACAAGCCACAGGCCAUGUGAACUUCCAAGAAUACAGAUGAUAGAAAUUGCAGAGGAACAAAGACUCAUCUUAAUCUGGUCAGCUCGUCUUUGGAUUUUAGACCAUUGGGUGGUUUUACUAUUCAGUCAACAAGUUAUUGGAUUCUUUGAGUAACCAAUAAAAUAGUUAUUUGUACAUCUGAAUGUUGUUGUAUAAUGGUUGCCAUCAAUAUAUUGCCAUUUCUGUUGGGUGCUUCUCUUGGCAAUCUAGUUCUUCAACAUUAUUCUUUCUCCAAUUUUAAGUUUAGAAACAUCUUUCCAUUGUAUUUAAUUGGUCUUGAGAUAUUUUUUCAUAAUUGAGUUCUUCUUCCAAUGGAAAUUCUCCAUAUAAGUUCGAUUCCA
Messenger RNA from Ricinus communis (castor bean), 1256 nucleotides. RefSeq names its product OVARIAN TUMOR DOMAIN-containing deubiquitinating enzyme 2. NCBI's taxonomy places the organism in Eukaryota, Viridiplantae, Streptophyta, Magnoliopsida, Malpighiales, Euphorbiaceae. The transcript has 9 exons. Gene Ontology annotation, cellular component: cytosol; nucleus. Gene Ontology annotation, biological process: endoplasmic reticulum unfolded protein response; protein deubiquitination. Gene Ontology annotation, molecular function: cysteine-type deubiquitinase activity. Bases 290 to 916 code for a protein of 208 amino acids. The record is from RefSeq and is a predicted model, not a curated record.